This is a messenger RNA of Setaria italica (foxtail millet), 1685 nucleotides long. Its product is annotated as peroxisome biogenesis protein 2. The transcript is spliced from 9 exons. Gene Ontology annotation, molecular function: zinc ion binding. Bases 442 to 1455 code for a protein of 337 amino acids. Gene Ontology annotation, cellular component: peroxisomal membrane. Gene Ontology annotation, biological process: protein import into peroxisome matrix. NCBI's taxonomy places the organism in Eukaryota, Viridiplantae, Streptophyta, Magnoliopsida, Poales, Poaceae. The record is from RefSeq and is a predicted model, not a curated record.
UGGUUUUCACGCUUGGAAGCUACAGCAAGCCCAAACAAACAGACAGGGAACUCCCGCGAGCGAAGGCGAGCGGCGAUUAGGGUUCCGCCGCCCGUCCGUCGUCCCUCCGCUGCCGGUCCCGGACUUCCUCCGCCGGAUCCCGUCCUCCCCCAUCGAAUCCUGCUCUCCACCGCCAAAUCCCUCCCUCCUCUGCACAGGAAGGUGCCAUAUCGAGAGCUGCCACCACCAAAUCCCGGCCGGAGCUACAGACAAGUCCGAUCUCCUCUGACGGCGAGCUGCUGCACAAAAGUCCGGUCUCCUUCCACUCCUUUAUCCACGCAGACAUCUUUAUCCACGGCAGAAGCCAAGUCAGGCUCUUCUUCCUCAGCGCGCGAGGUGAAUCCAUCUGAGGUGCGGGUGCAGCUUUUCUUCCCACGAAUCUGGGGGUUUGACUGAACCCCUAUGUCCCUCGUUGAGUCCACCUCUGCUUCGGAGGGGCCACCGCCACAGGACGCAUGGCACGCGGAGUUUCAGCGCCUCCUCCCGCUCUGGGAGUCGCUGCGCGAUUCAUCCAAGGUCAUUAUCCCAAUUUCAAUAUCUAGGGUGAACCAGUUUGAUGCUGCAAGGCUAGAUGUCGAGAUGUCUGCCAUGUUGAAAGAGCAGCUAGUCAAAGUGUUCUCUUUGAUGAAGCCAGGACUCUUAUUCCAAUAUGAGCCUGAACUCGAUGCUUUCCUCGAAUUCCUCAUCUGGAGGUUCUCGAUUUGGGUUGACAAGCCAACCCCAGGCAAUGCAUUGAUGAACCUAAGAUAUAGAGAUGAGCGGGUAGUGCCCAUCAUUGGAAAAGAAGUAAGAACAGGUUUGGAAGGACCUGGGCUUUCUGUUUCUCAAAAGAUCUUUUAUUGUAUUAGCUUUGUUGGUGGCCAAUAUAUAUGGUCGCGAUUGCAGUCCUUUUCUGCUUUCCGUCGAUGGGGUGAUUUGGAACAGAGACCACUAGCACGCCGUGCCUGGGGCUUAGUGCAGAAUGCUGAAGGAUUGUACCAAGCUGCUUCAUUCUUCAACCUAUUAUUGUUCCUUUAUGGUGGAAGGUACAAAACUAUCGUAGAAAGAAUUCUGAAAGCAAGACUUGUUUAUGGGAGCCCCAACAUGAAUAGAGCUGUUAGCUUUGAGUACAUGAAUCGGCAGCUGGUUUGGAAUGAGUUUUCGGAAAUGUUGCUUUUGCUUCUUCCGCUCUUAAACUCAUCCUCUGUAAAGAAGUUCCUUCUUCCCUUCUCCAAAGAUAAGUCGGCAGGUUCUUUUGGUGAUGAAGCAGAUUGUCCUAUAUGUCGGUCCAGUCCUAGCAUUCCUUUUAUAGCUCUUCCAUGUCAACACAGGUACUGCUAUUAUUGCCUACACACACGAUGUUCGGCUACGAGUUCUUACAGAUGUCCACGUUGUAACGAGGUUGUUGUUGCAAUUCAAAGACAAGGAUCAGUUUAGUUUACUUAGUCGGGUUCAACAAUUCUUGCCCAUGUACACAGACUAGCUCUUUGAUCUUGAUACUUAUAAGUUUGGAUGCCCCCAUUGAGGAUUCGCAUCAUGACAGUGUACAUGUAAUGGCCCCAAGCAUGGGCAAUUUUAAUGCCAUGAAUUGCUGGUUGUAUAUUGAAUAUUACGUCCUCAAAUCCUUGGAAAUCCAAGCCAUGAGUAUGAAGCAAGACUGCAAGAGA